CGUAGUCGGUCCUGCAGGCAGUAGAUAUGGAUGAGGAAAUCGUCCCUCGUACACUGCGCGAAAAGGCACUGUUCUAUACUACCGCCUUCUUUAUCCUGCUUGGCACCUUUAGCCUGUUCGCUUUCCUGUUUCUGGUACCGUUCGUGAUCGAGCCCGCAUUCCAGACCAUUUUCAUGCAGUUCGAUGAGUCACCGGCCCUGUGCGUGACCGCCUACAAUGAGCACCUGUACGGGGCCAAAAAUUGCUCCUGGGCGUCGUGUCGCGAAGGCUGCACCAAGGACAUCUACGAGUGCCAGCAGAUACGCGUCAAUUACAAGACGGCAGCGCAGUUAGCGGCCGCCGCCGCCAAGGAGGCCGCCGGUACGGAUGCGACGCCCGGCACCGACCCAUCGCACCUGACGUCGCCGGCCGGCCGGCCGGGCCAGUCGACGGCGAUCGCUGCAACAAAAACCACUGGUGAUAGUAGCAUUAGUAGGGAGGAUAGUAGAGAUAAUAGUGUAGCUAGUAGUUCCAAUAGUGUAGGCAACAGCAAUCCGGCUAGCAACAGGCAGCCAAUCAGCACCUCCGACGGAGCGUCCCGGCCGAUCGGCGGAAGCGUCACGGCCGGUGCGAACAGCCGGUACGGCAGUGCGCUGAAUCGCUUCGAGCGCGCCAUUCGAGCCGAUUACGACUACGGGGACAUGCUGGUGGAGAACAGCAACGGGCUGAACGGUUUCGGUGACGCGAAGAACGGGUUCAUCAGCUCGAUCAUCGACGACGAAAACGCGUUCAUCGAGUACCCGGAGGAAAUGACCGGGCUGAUGGGUAAUAACUCCGAAUGGUACUUUACGGGCGCACGGCUCUACCCGAACGUGAAGGGAUGCGGCUAUCCACCGAUGCUGAACUGUACGAUCUGGACCAAAAAGUAUUGGACGAUCGGGACGAACUUUACGUGCUACUAUUCGCGCGUUGAUCCCGAGCUCGUGAUUAGCGAUCUGGACAUGUGGCAGAACACGCUAAAUCUUGUGUACGCCAUGGCCAUCCCGAUACCGUCCUUUAUCAUCUCGGUAAUUUAUCUUGCGUUCGCGUACUUCGUCAUCUUUAACGAGGAUGAAGAGGCCGCCCUGCUCGAUAAAAAUGGUGAGGAUGAGGCCGGCGAGGACGAUCUGCAGGAGACGGACGAGGGUAACGAUAACAAGAUCAACAACGAGAACGAAGUCGAAGUGACCGCAAACCACAUCAACGAAAAGCAACAGCAGCAGCAGGAAUCGAUGGACGAGGACAAUGUGCAUACGACGACCACGACACCGAUCCAGCCACUACCGAACGGUACUGCCAAUUCCAUCAACAACACCAACACGACCGCCACCACCAACACGAACGGUUCGUCCAAACCGAUCACGCCCAACUCCACCUCCGACCUGAACUCGUUCGGCCAUCAGCUGAAGGUGAAGAUGGCCGACGAAAUGUCGCGCGAAAGCAUCGAUGGCGGUUUGCUUUCGAACUCGGCAUCAUUUCAAGGAAACUUGAGCAAGACGAUGACGACCAGUAUCUCGACACCGCCUGGUCCGAUAGCCGCAGUCUGAAACGUCAAGUGCACGGUCUGGAGGACGUUAAGUUUAAAUUUACUAAGUAAGAAUUUGCUUAUCUUAUGAUUGUUA
Molecule: messenger RNA, 1640 nt
Organism: Anopheles maculipalpis
Lineage: Eukaryota; Metazoa; Arthropoda; Insecta; Diptera; Culicidae
Product: cilia- and flagella-associated protein 298
Exons: 2
Coding region: 27-1565 (512 amino acids)
Biological process (GO): regulation of cilium movement; regulation of sodium ion transport
Molecular function (GO): sodium channel regulator activity
Source: RefSeq, a predicted model, not a curated record